Messenger RNA from Enterobius vermicularis (human pinworm), 1239 nucleotides. The record is from the annotation of a GenBank genome assembly. Lineage: Eukaryota; Metazoa; Nematoda; Chromadorea; Rhabditida; Oxyuridae.
AUCGCUCAGAUUUAUUUUAUAAAAUUUGUACAACAAGAUGUCGCUCAAAAUUUUCUCAAGUUUUCUUUCUACACCAAUGCAGCAGAAGUUAUGUCAAUCACUAAACGACCAAACAGAAUUCACUGUCUGAGCAGUAUUAGAACCAUUUCAAUUAGUUGGGUAGUUGCCGGUCACGUUCUUGCCUUGUUUCUUGAUUCAGACAACCUGGUAUCUACCCUCGACAAUUUUGUUUAUAUUUUAAAUGACGCGUUCGUUACCGCUUAUACUGCUGUGGACACAUUUUUUUUUAUUUCCGGCUUGUUGGUCGGUUACAUAUUUUUCCGCUCAGUAACCAAAAAUCCUAAAAGCGUUAAAUCGCCCGCUUUUUGGUGCCUUUACUAUAUUCACCGUUAUAUAAGACUUAGCCCACCCUAUUUCUUCUUUAUCGCUUUCGCCACUGUAAUCAGCGACUAUGUAACCUUUGGCCCAAUUUUAUUCCACGAAAUGGUUAAUGCCGGACCAUGUAAAACAGAAUGGUGGAGUAAUGUGUUAUACAUAAACAAAAUGUAUGCGAAUUUUCAGUGCCUAACUCAUACUUGGUAUUUGGCUGCAGAUAUGCAAAUGUACAUUUUCGCUCCCCUGCUUUUAAUUCCCUUACUUUUCACCCCCGUGAUCGGAGUCUUUCUAAUUAUUCUUUUUGCUGGAAUCAACUAUGUUGUAUAUGCAAAAUAUGAUUUGCCUGCAGACGUUUAUUGCAAUUAUAGAAAAAAACUAAUACAUUACGAUAAUCUUGUUUAUUACUCAGUGUGGAAUCGAUGUACUCCUUAUUUGAUUGGAAUAUACACUGGUUAUUUUCUGUUUAAAACUAAGAACAAAAAGUUGCACCUUCACUGGGCGUAUAUCAUUUUGUUAUGGAUUGCAAGUUUCUUGGCCGCCUGUGGUUGCGUAUACGGCUUAUAUGACUAUUUGCAAGGACCAUCACAUAAAAUUUCCAACUUUGCAAGUGCAAGUUAUAGCUACUGGUCACGUAUUGGUUGGGCACUGGCGAUAGCUUGGGUAGUCGUGGCUUGCGAAAAGAACUGGGCUGGUCCAAUUAAAAAUUUUUUGGAGCAAGGACUUUGGCUCCCGUUUGACAGACUAACUUACUGUAUUUACUUGACACAUGCAAUAACACUUCCGCUUAUAUAUGCAAUAGACGGCAGACCGAUUCUAUAUGUUAGCACUCAUUAUGCUGUAAGUCUUUGGAAGAAGCAUUCUUAA